CCACAGUUCUAGUAAAUUAUAAAAUGCUGCCCUUCAGAGAGCUUUUCUAGUCUUACAUAGUCAUCAAAGUAUCAAGUCUGAAGACCUGGCGUACGUGGGCCCCACUACGUAAAAAUUGCGGCAAAGAGAGUUGAUUGGCUUCUGAUCAAAUUACCAGAACUUUAGUUAAGUUCAAUAAUCGUAGGUGCCAACGUCUUGAAAACAUGAGCAUGUCUACUGAAAAUACCGAAACUACCCAUUUAUUAUCCGUCGAUAAUCAACCGCGAUAUGUCACGUAUAGGCCAUCGUUAAUGCAGCAAAGAUAUCGACGUUUAAGAACUUUUCAGUGUUGCGUGUGUUCUAUUUUAAUAAUUUUGCUCGCUGUUUUGAUAGUGUUUGCGGUAGCUUUUAGCAUUAAAACCGACCCUGAAUUGACUGAUGAUGACGACACGAAAGCAAAACCCAGAAAUAACACAAAUUUGCUCUUAAAAUUGUCGUGGCCCAUAACCGACAGCGCCCAGAAAAACAUUUGCUUUGAUCAUGAUAGCGACUGGAAAGACGCGCUGGAUUUCGCGUCAAAUGCACUCCGAAGUCGUGAUUCGUUCGAAAAAUUGGCACCAACUCUACCCGUGGAUAGCCCCAGCUAUAGGCACCAAAAGGUGUUCAUUUCUUCCAAUACCAGUAGGUUACUAGCCCGUGAGGGAUUUGUCAACGAAAAUGCUCGUAGAUAUCUUCGAAGGACAAAUAAUGUGACGUUUUCACUUUGUACAAAAAAUCAACCUAGCAAUAUGACAAGAUGCAAUGAGAGUCAAAGAUAUAGAACUUACGAUGGCACGUGUAACAAUUUGAAAAAUCCUUUCAAAUAUGGAGUUGCUUUUACGCCAUUUAGACGAGCUCUUCCGCCCGACUACGGAGAUGGAUUUAGUGAACCGAGAAUUGCUAAAGAUGGUGGAGCUCUUCCGUCUGCUAGAGACGUUAGCGUGUUGGUCCAUCGUCCGAUUUACAGACAUGAUAACAAAUUUACAGUAAUGCUAGCGGUAUGGGGCCAAUUCAUAGAUCAUGACAUUACUGCAACCGCAUUAACCCAAACCAGUGAGGGCAAACAAAUCGCUUGCUGUUUAGAAAACGAACACCCCGACUGUUUUCCAGUUCAAAUUUCGACGAACGACCCCUAUUAUGUACAACAUGGGAUAACAUGUAUGGAAUUUGUCCGUUCGGCUGCUGCUUCAAGUGACCAUUUUGAACCACGGCAACAACUUAAUCAAGUGUCAUCGUAUCUUGAUGGAUCUGUAAUUUACAGUACUUCUUCUGACACAGUUGAAGCACUACGGCAAUUUCAAGAUGGAAAAUUAAAUGUGCUUGUUACCACCGAUAACAGGACCCUAUUACCACCCUCCUAUGAUGAAGAAGACGGCUGCAACCGUGAAGAACAAAACAAGUUAAACAGAUACUGUUUUUUAACCGGUGACGGUCGCGCAAACGAAAAUUUACAUCUCGCAUCAAUGCAUCUUAUUUGGGUUCGUCAGCAUAACCUGUUGGCGUCAAAUCUGAAGGAAUUAAAUUCAGAGUGGAGUGACGAAAGAAUAUUUCAGGAAGUGCGUAAAAUCGUUAUUGCCCAACUACAACAUAUCACUUACAACGAAUUUUUAAGCGUAAUAAUUGGGCCAACCCUACGAAAAAAAUUAGAUCUUAAUCCUCUCAAGCAGGGAUAUUUCGCUGGUUAUGAUGACAAUAUCGACUCAUCGAUUGCAAAUAAUUUUGCAGCAGCUUCCUUUCGGUUUGGACAUACCUUAAUACCCGCACUAAUAAAAGUUUUGAAAAACGAUUCCUUAAAUGAAGAAGAUAUACGCUUCCACAAGAUGCUGUUUAAUCCAUAUAGUCUUUAUGAACCGAAUGGACUCGAUAGAACUUUACGGGGUGCCCUAAACACAUCUAUUGAAGCGAGUGAUACAUAUUUCAACGACGAAGUGAAGAGUCAUUUGUUCGAAGAUUCACAAAAUCCGAUAUCAAAACCGCAUUACACUUUUGGACUGGAUUUGGUUAGUCUAAAUAUUCAAAGAGGGCGAGACCACGGAUUACCGGGUUAUACGAACUGGCGCCAACAUUGUGGUUUGGAACGGCCAAAACAUUUCAGUGAUCUUGCGGAUGAUAUUGACCAAGAUGCAUUGGCAAACAUCCAGCAAAUAUAUAGAGACGUCGAUGACAUCGAUCUGUAUACAGGAGCUUUAAGCGAGCGCCCAUUGGAAGGUGGCAUCUUAGGACCAACAUUAACGUGUCUAAUAACGGAUCAAUUCAUACGAAUGAAAAAAGGGGACCGAAUGUGGUACGAAAAUCCUUACAAACCUCAAGGAUUUACAUUAGAACAACUUGGUCAAAUAAGACUGACAACUUUAGCAAGAAUAAUAUGCGAUAAUUCGGAUAAUGUUGAUCAAGUGCAACCAUAUGUUAUGCAACGUAUUUAUGAAGGCAAUGAAUACACACCGUGUAUAGAAAUACCGAGGCCGGACCUGACUAAAUGGAAGGAUGCUGACCUCACACGUACCCACAUUUACAGCAAACCCAUAUCUGUAAAAUAAAAGAAUUUGUUGAAAUAUUACAUAAGGUAUUGUCUACCAGUGUGUACCAAAUUUAUGUUCACCUACAUAGUAUAUUUAGUAUGUAAUUGAAAAUAAUAACCGAAUAUGAUUCCAAUAAAAAUACAUUUUACUCACUGACCCAAUUUAAAAUAUAAAUAGCUCACAAAUUCUCGUACAGAGCUAUUUUCAUACAUAAAUAAUUAAUGUUGCUCAGGAAUAUUGUCAUCCUCAUACAGAUAAUAGCUCAGUACCUAAAUAAUUAUAAAAAUAGGAAUAAUUCGUUCGCAAACGAAAAGUGCCUAAGCAAAAUCUAAAAUGUGUAAGA
Molecule: messenger RNA, 2880 nt
Organism: Photinus pyralis (common eastern firefly)
Lineage: Eukaryota; Metazoa; Arthropoda; Insecta; Coleoptera; Lampyridae
Gene: cd
Product: peroxidase mlt-7
Exons: 9
Coding region: 204-2555 (783 amino acids)
Biological process (GO): response to oxidative stress
Molecular function (GO): peroxidase activity; heme binding
Source: RefSeq, a predicted model, not a curated record